AUGGGUCCCCAUCACGAUGAGUUCUGGAGCCAGGAGCCCAUCGACUGGGCUGAUGACGUCGAGGAGACAUCUGGGAAGAUAUCCCAUUCUGUCACCAAUGUGCGGCCUGUAUCUAUCAUGCAACCUUCUUUAGGUUCCCAGUUCUGGGCUGCCCUCGGGUCUGUUACGACCUAUAUUACAAACAUGUUUACCGGCCAAUAUCUCCUUAAUGAGGAAGAGGAGGUAACUCCACGAGAUGUGGAGGAAACCAGUGUCAUGGAUUCCCAUGUUCCUACAUCCCGUUCAGUCUUGGACUUUGUCCCUGACGACGUGUUUCGCGGGUGUCUGAUGAUUGCUAGAGACCAGUCUGGUACACCUGAAGAAGUUGAAGGCCCGAAUCCAAUGACCGCCGAAGUCCUUGGUCAACCCCCACUCUCGAACUAUUCCGAUGUUGGCGUGCCACUCACGACCGAGUCCCUUCUUGCUUCAGACGAACUAGAUGGCACUGUUGGGAUGAGCACCCACACCCAGCUAGACCAGCCUACAGAGUCCAUUCAGCAAGACACUGAUCGGCUCAUCUCGACAACCUCCGGCAACUCUGAUAAUCGAUGUAUCGCCGAGGACGCUGACCUGGAUGGCGAAGACAUCAACGCCCAGCAAUACUCACCGGUUGAGAUGGAAUACCGAUGGCGCGAUAUUUGUGACCAAACUGACCCCGGGAUUCAUCACUGGAACUGGCUAGGGAACCCCGUGUAUGAGCGGACCGCAACUCCACCCACUGAUUCACUUGCGUUUAUGCAAGCUGCACCUAAGGUCCCCACUGGUAGUGACGAGAUGCGAAUCAAUGCGAUCAUGAACAGCGCAGUGGAAUUGAUCGACCCUGUGGCAAUGCAGAUUGAGAGCGGAGAAGAAGAACUCCUGGAGAUGCAUGGCUCGGAACUCAUUCGAGUGUGUGAAGGUCGAGUUUCCAACCUGUACUCCCUCAAUGGGAGCUGGAUCUACGAUGACAACAGCGACGACAUUCUUCCUGAUUUGUGGGGGAUUUUGGCUUUGGAGCCAUCUGACUACGUGGUGGGGAAUGGCGUUGUGGGAAGAGGAUUGAUCGACCGGGAUGAGUGGUUCCAGUGGAGAAUGGAACUGCAAGCUCAAAACGGCGCAUCUGCUCACGGCCCUCGGAAUAUGAAGGGGAAUAAGUCUACUCCUUCAAGUCUUCGAAAUGUCCAGCUGAUCGGCGAUGUGGAGACUCCGAACCCUUGGAAAACGACAAGCGUUAUGCAAUCUUUUCCCUCGCAUCGAAGUUCAUGGGUACUACUGCCGCAAAGGUGCGGUUUAUCACGAGAUCUACAUUGUCCCCUCUUCGAAUUGCACCAUGUAUUUGUACAUGCUGCCGAGGAUCAUUGA
Penicillium paradoxum is the source of this 1380-nucleotide messenger RNA. RefSeq lists its product as uncharacterized. The record is from RefSeq and is a predicted model, not a curated record. Bases 1 to 1380 code for a protein of 459 amino acids. The transcript has 5 exons. NCBI's taxonomy places the organism in Eukaryota, Fungi, Ascomycota, Eurotiomycetes, Eurotiales, Aspergillaceae.